AGUGAAAAGAUGAAAGAGGGACUUCUGCGCAACCCACUUUCAGCACCUCUCUCUUUCUUUUGUAUUUUUCCCUCCCACAUACAUUUUAAGGAGCUUAGAGUUCGUGCUGCUUUCGAUGUCUUCCUCUUCGCGGACUGUGGCGCACGCGGCCGGAGAAAACAAGCACACCGCCAUGCCCACCGCAACGUUAGCCCACGAGUUGGAGAAGCUGUGCAAGCCCUACGUCGAUGCUUUUUUCAUUGACAUCGCUCACCGUCAAGGCGUCGUGCCGCAAGCGUCGCUGCAGCAACGGGACACCGCCAAUAGUAGCGGAGCCAGCGCUCUCCAUGGCUUUCCUGCAAAGAAGGGUUUACACGGCACAUCGACAACGCCGACGUUUUCAACCCCCGAGGCCCUGCUCCAGGAAUGUAGUCAGCUCAUGGAGGAGGCGGCCUACCCAGAGCACGUGCGCUCCGCGGUGGCGCUAGAGGUCGAAAACGCCUACCUGCGGGCGCUUCUCUCGCGUGUCCUGCAGCAGCAGCAGCCUUCCGUUGACGCAGUUGUGCAAGAAGCUGCGACGUCGGCGGAGCCCUCUCUCCGUCCAUCGGCGCAGCUGAGCCCGCAGAGGCGCACGCACGUUGACGAGUCGGAGGCUCGCCGCAGCCCCUCCGCCGCCUACCCAGGGCCAGCAGCGCACGCGGGCGGCUCGGCGGACGCCGUCCACCACGCCGUCACCGGCCACACGACCACUGCGGUGGACCUUCGUGAGGCGUCCCCCGCCACCGCCCUUCAAGUCGGCGAGCUCCAAGAGCAAAUCGAGUUGCUCCGUGAGGCGGUGCGGGGGCUGAGCCAGCAGGCCUCGAUGGCCCGCGCGAACUCCGCCACCCCGCUGCCGGCCGACGCCCGUGCCCCGCUGCCCCCUUUCCGAGCCGUCUCGCCCUCCCCGCGGUGCGCGACGCCGACGUGCACGACGGAUGUGCCGACGCUGCAGCGCAUCAUCCUGCAUCAGCAGCAGACGAUCAGCACGUUGCGGCUGGAGAUGGAGGAGGUGGAGGCGGCAAAGGUGCGGAUGGAGCAGCUGCUGAACCUGCACGCGGCGGCGGCGACGGCAGAUGCAGCGGAAGUAAACGCCGACGCGACCACAUCUCGAGAAGAGGAGGACGACACCCCGUGCUUCGCGGCCACCACGAACUGGCGCUCCACCUGCCAGACAGAAGACCGCCCGUCGGAGCUGACGGCGACGCAGGUGCAGCCUUACGGCGUCAUCACACGUGCGUCCGCCACGGAUGCAUCGCACGACAACGCCGACCACAACGGCAGCACACACACGGCGGCAGACGAGCUGUACAGAAUGGAUUUCGACGCCGCGGCGGAGGCGGCCAGCGAGAAGCGCCGGGCAGCAACGUAUGGCGGGGUGCAGCCUCUGCCGUGGCUUGGCCCCGCCCUCUCGACGGACGAACCCAUCUUCCUGACCGGUGUGGAGGGGGAGGUGGAGGACGAGGAGGCGGAGAUGUGCGAUGAUGCGCCGUCCAGCGGCAUGCGCACUCCUCUCCCGCGCGGCACUGUUGUGCUGCGGCCGCUGCACCAGCGCUUCUCCUCUGCGACCGGGGACAGUACCUCGCUCACGGGCGGCCUGACGGCGGAGAGUCCCGUGAUGCGUCCGACCAAAGUGAGCUACGGCACCCUGUCCAACCGGCACACGUCUGUGAUGGGCUCCUUCAACGCUACUUGA
This is a messenger RNA of Leptomonas pyrrhocoris, 1711 nucleotides long. RefSeq lists its product as hypothetical. The transcript has a single exon. The record is from RefSeq and is a predicted model, not a curated record. Lineage: Eukaryota; Euglenozoa; Kinetoplastea; Trypanosomatida; Trypanosomatidae. The coding region runs from base 116 to 1711 and encodes 531 amino acids.